Molecule: messenger RNA, 1077 nt
Organism: Dioszegia hungarica
Lineage: Eukaryota; Fungi; Basidiomycota; Tremellomycetes; Tremellales; Bulleribasidiaceae
Exons: 6
Coding region: 1-1077 (358 amino acids)
Source: RefSeq, a predicted model, not a curated record
AUGCUCGUCAAACUUGCCAUCCUCUUCCCCUUGCUCGCCUCUGUUAUCGCUGCUCCUGUGCUCUCCGCCCGCCAGGACCAAGAAGAGGACGACAACGAGAACCGCAACACAAUCGCCAAUGACGACGACGGGGUCAUCUUCUCGCCCCGCAACGGGUCCAGCAUCGCUCGAGGGUCCACCUUUAACUUCACCUAUUCGGUCGAUGACGAGGACACCACCCGGGCCGACAUCGCUCUUAUUCGUUACGUUCGAGUAGGAGGUGAUAUCGCUGCUAGCGGAGCCGACGGCUCAAGGUCGGUCAACACCCAGUUGACCCUCCCCGCUGGUAUCGCUAGCGGACGCUACUUGCUUGCGGUGGACGAGGUCGAGGGCGAUGGUGAUGAUGAGGACGAGGAGACUUCUGUCGGCAAUGACUGGUCAGAGUAUGACCUUGUCACUGCUACCAACAAUGGUGUCAAGUCCCCUUACUGGAUCAACGUCGCCAGACCAUCCACCAGGCGGUCUUUGGUCGCUCGCCAGCAGGAGGAGGACGGGGGCGGAGAGGAGGAAGAGGAAGGUGACUCGGAGAACGAGCAGGAGGCUCAGACUGCCAAUGAGAAUGAUCGGGACAAUGACAGGGAGGAUCUCGACGACGACUCGAACGACGAGAAUGGCGACGGCGACUCUUCCAACCUCCUCUCUCCCUCAAACGGUACUGCCAUUGCCUCCGGUGCCACCUUCAACUUCAACUACGCUUGCGAUGGUGAUUGCCAGGCUGUCAGGCUUGCUCUUGUCCGCUUCUACCGAGUCCUUAACAACACCGCCGUCUCUAGUCGUGAUGACCAGAAGUACAUCCGUACUACCAUCACCCUCCCCGCCACCCUCCCUGCCGCCAACUAUGUCUUGGCAGUUCGUGAGCGAGAUGGGUUAGAGGAUGAGGACGAGGAGGAGAAUGACCGCUCCACCAAUGCCGGCCAGUACUUCGACCGCUACUUUGAUUACGACAUCAACUUCAAGAGCUUCACGGAGGGGAAUGUCGCCAACUCCGAUGAUGGCCGGUUCGUGAUCAGAGUUGUCAAUGGUACUACCACAGCUUAG